AUGGCGUUCACAUUGCAAAAUUCGACGACUGAGGAGCAGUGCGGCGUUAUCCGAUUUCUGAUAGCGGAAGGUGUUACACCGGCCGCUAUUCAUCACCGGAUGGUCACCGUAAACGGAGAAGACUGUGUGUCAGAAAAGUAUGUGAAAAAAAGUAGUAGUGCCCGUUUUCGUGCAGGCCGUGAGAAUUUGGUUGAUGAUCCGAGACCAGGCCAGGCAAACACAGACAUCACGGCCGAUCUCAUCGACAAGGUGGACGACCUAGUGAGAAGUGAUCGGCGUGUCACAUUGCGAAUGUUGGAGGUGAAGGUGGAUGCCAGCGUUGGAACAGUGUGGACAAUUGUUUACGACAGGUUGGGUUAUCGGAAAGUGUGCGUGUAG
Argiope bruennichi is the source of this 378-nucleotide messenger RNA. RefSeq names its product protein GVQW3-like. The record is from RefSeq and is a predicted model, not a curated record. The coding region runs from base 1 to 378 and encodes 125 amino acids. The transcript has a single exon. NCBI's taxonomy places the organism in Eukaryota, Metazoa, Arthropoda, Arachnida, Araneae, Araneidae.